GGUCCCCGGAGUGAGUGGGCUCAGUCGGUGCAGAGUCAUGAGAGUGUUUGUAAACAACUCACACAGAAGGUCUUUCCAUAGCAGCAGCAAACUGGAGUCAGACCAUUUCCUGCACACAACCCUGAGUGUCAACACAUCCUCCAAAGUGACCCUUAUUUUAGGAUGUGAGGGGGGAUUGAGUUCACGAUUUCCCAAUGUCUUUAAGUCGACAGGAUGACACAACUGUACCACUAGUGAUUCAUUCAUAGUAGCUAUAGCAUUCCGUUUCAGGGCCUCAAGAUCCCUUUUAUUACACUGUACUGUUCACCUUUUGAGUUAAAAUGCCUUGGCCAUUUUCGGAAUCCAUCAAGAAGCGGGCCUGCAGAUACCUUCUGCAUAGGUACCUUGGAAACUUCCUUCAAGAGAAACUGAGUUUGGAUCAGCUCAGUUUAGACCUCUAUCAAGGCACUGGAACACUUGCACAAGUGCCAUUGGAUAAAUGGUCACUCAAUGAGCUCCUAGAGACAGCAGAUGCACCUUUUGAGGUUAUCGCGGGGUUCAUCCAGACAAUUUCUCUAACGGUUCCAUGGGCUGCCCUACUGCACGAAAACUGUGCCCUGGAGAUCAAAGGUUUGGAGAUGGUGCUCAGACCAAGGCCGAGAAUGGCAUCUGGCACAGAGCCCAUGUACUGGUCCAGUUUCAUGACGAGCAGCAUGCAGCUUGCCAAAGAAUGUCUCAGCCAGAAACUCACAGAUGAUAUGGGAGAGAGCUUCCAGCCUUUCGAGGGAUUAGAGAAGUUUGCAGAAACGAUAGAGACAGUUCUGAGAAGAGUUAAGGUGACAUUUUUGGAUACUGUUCUCAGAGUCGAACACAUUCCCGAACAUUCUAAAACUGGAAUCGCCCUUGAGAUUCGAAUAAAAAAGAUUGUUUACUGCGAUGAAACAGACGAGGAGAGCUCCAGUGUGAAUGUGCAUCAGCCAACCACAUUUGCACAUAAAAACUUGCAGAUGGAAGACAUGACCGUAUUUUGGGAUGAGUUCUCAGAUGUGUCCCGUGCUGGUUGUAAAUCUUCACCCACUCCAACGGAAAAUGAGCCAAAACUUUCACCUAGCUGGAAUCCCAAAAUAAUAUGUGAGCCUCAUCCCCAGUUUACAGAGCCUGUUUCCUCCACAACACCCUUUGAACCUGUGCAGGUCGGGAGCCUCUGUGGUCAAAUUGAGUUGUCCCUCACUCUGAAAAACAACAUGGCUAUGCCUGGAGCAAAGCUGGAUGUUGUUGGACAUAUUGAUACACUUAUUAUUCUGCUGUCCCCACGGCAAGUUCAUCUUCUUCUGGACCUGUGUGGAGCUUUCUCUGGUGGAGGUGCACAGGAAUGGGCCAAGGAUAGAAAGAGCCGACCAAUACAGCAAGAGGAUGAGUAUCGACUCCACAUGGAGCUGAACCGCUGUCUGAAGAAGGACACUGCUCGGCCAGGGACGGACGCAGACCUCUUUGAGAGCCAGACCACCAGAACUGUGUCUAGUCGAGAUGAUGUGUUCUUCUCCAUGGCAGACAUGGACAUGUCUCACAGCUUGUCAUCCCUUCCUCCUCUGGGUGAACCCCCCACCGUUGACUUGGAUCUGUCCCUCAAUAGCAACUACUCUGCCUCACCAGGAGAAUCUCCUUCUGGAAAUGCCACAGCUCUGUGGGAUGAUUACAUGGAUGUCCCACGGCAAAGAGAAAAGCACACUAAUGAAAGUCCCGCCCAACGGGAUUCCCAUUUCCCUCAAAAAUUACUGAGACAGACAUCCCAUCCAACGAAAACGCACGGUGAUGAGUCCAGGCCAGAGCUGGUGUUGAGGUUAACUCUGAGUAGCCUGGCUGUGGCCGUCCUCCACAUCGACCCGCUGCCCACCCCAGAUGCUUCUCCCAGCCCCCUCGGCCCCAUGGCGGCACAGUUCUUCAACAUGGUGGGCCCGGGCCGGCUCGCUCCAGCUGCUUUCCUUCAGUCUCGGACAGUGUUUAACCAAGCUUGUCCCCAUGACCAUCUAAGGUUUGUGGGCCAGGGCCUGAAGAUCAGCUAUGAGCACUGUCAGGGGUCCAGUCUGCGGACUUUCAGCACGGACGUCUCAAUGAACCGGAUGGAGUUCCUGGAGUGUCUGUUUCCCUCUGAGGCCGCCAUUGGUGGCUCGCAACGAGGCAUUCAGUACACUGAGUUGCUGACAUUUGACACCCCUGAUGCUGCUGCGCCGCUGACCAGCUGCCUCCACCUGCUUUACAAACAGGCCGAGCGCAGGGGCCCUCAGGGCGGCCAGGUUCGCCUCAGCACCAUUCCUAGGAAAGCAGAGAUCCAGGUGGAGCUGGGCCCCGUGCGCUGUGAGCUGGACAUCAGCAUCGUAGACCGCCUCAACUCCUUGUUACAGCCUCAGAAGCUGGCCACCACAGAGUUGAUGGCCUCCCACAUGUACACAUCCUAUAAUAAACAUGUCAGCUUGCAUAAGGCCUUUACAGAGGUUUUCCUUGAUGACAGCCACACUCCCACCAACUGUCAUGUUUCGCUGACGGUCAAUGCUCCUUUGCUUGGCCUUGCAAUCCGCUUCCCCAUCCCUGACCUGCGCUCAGAUCAGGAGAGGGGCCCUUGGUUCAAGAAGUCCCUACAGAAGGAAGUACUCUACCUGGAGCUGGAAGACCUGGAAAUGAAGACGGAGUUCAUGGGUGGCAGCUCUCCUGACCAAACCAAAAUGGAGCUCACUUUCAGGGAGCUUACUGGGAAGUUUCAGGAGGAGCCGGAUCAACCAGCUGUUCGGUUCUUCAGGGUGUCCCACACCAUGGAUGGAGACAUGACGACAUCUGAAAGUGUCAAAUUUGAUUGGCCGAGGGUUGUCCUAAAGAUGAACCCCACAGCAGUCCACUCUAUUCUUGAGCGGGUGACGGCUGAAGAGGAGGGGGCCGAGGACCAUUCCCUUGAGGAAGAAGAGGAGGAAGGGGCUGCCCAUUCACUGAAGGAUGUCUGUGACUUUGGGAAACCAGAGCCAUCGCCCUUUUCAUCACGAAGGGUUAUGUAUGAGAAUGAAGAGAUGGUCAUCCCUGGUGAUGUUGCUGAGAUGACGGAUUUCCAGGAAAAAACCAUGAACAACUCUCGCUUCAUCCUUGACUUGUGUUUCCCCAAUGUGCAGUUAGUGCUGCCCAGCAAGGCAUUUUAUGAGAAACUACACAACAGGAUAAACAAUGACCUGCUGCUGUGGGAGCCCACUGCUCCCUCUCCAGUGGAGACGGUGGAAAGCAUGCCAUAUGGAGUGGGGCUCUCUGUGGCCAGUCAGCUGAUCAACACCUACUCCAAGGACAGCUUCAGCCAGUUCCGCUCCACCGGCCCCGAAGAUGAGACCAGUGGGUCAGACGAGGAGACCAUGCACUAUUACUGUCCUGCCUCUGACCUGGGCCUCAGGUCCCGCAAGAAGAAGAAACCCAAAGCCCAAAGCAAGACAUCCCAGAGCCUGUUCUCUGUCAUCAUCAGUGUCAAUCACGGCCUGGUGGCUCUUCAAACUAAUGCAAAGAAGGAGGAUAAAACCAUACUGAAAAACAAACAUGGCGAGUUCUGGCUGGAGGUGAAGAAUGCUGUGCUGUUCAGUGUGACGCAGUACGAAGGCUAUAAAGACCAACACUACCUCUGCUUCCACACCAGUAACAUUUGCAUGUAUCAUCAAGGACUUGUGGAUGGAGGCGCGUCUAGCUCAGAUGUCAAGUUGCCAUGCAGGACUCAUCCCCACUGGUUAGAGCCAACCAUCUACCAAUCAGAGACUUCCCCUGAGAGAGCCUCGACACCCUCAGAGUGUAUUGGUCUGGAGGCUCGCAGCAUGCUGUCUGUCGCUGUUAAAAUCUCAUCACAGAAUGCAGAGCGCAAUGUCAAGGAGUUCCUGGUUGCUGUUGGAGUGAGAGGAGCCACGCUGCAGCACAGAGUGGUCCCGCCCAGCCUGGGCUGGUAUGACCAGAUUGUCGACUUUCUGAAUGUUUCCGAUGAGCCUGUGUUGGGUUACGCCCCUCCGACGUCUGUCACCACCUUACAUUUACACCUGUGGAGCUGCUCUCUGGACUACAGACCCCUUUACCUGCCAAUCAGAUCACUGUUGGUUGUAGAAACGUUCAGCAUCUCCAGCAGUGUCUCUCUAGACCACUCUUCUUCAACGCUCAGGAUAAUUUUGGAUGAAGCAGCUUUGUUCCUCUCAGACAAGAGUAAUGCUGUCUCCGUCAAUCUGGCGCGCGAUUAUGUCCAAGUGGUAGACAUGGGUACUUUGGAGCUGAGGAUUACAGCUGUCAAACCUGGAGUGAACGGAAAGUUGCUGGAGCCCAGAUUUGAGCUGCGCUGUUCCAGUGACGUUAUUCACAUCAGAACGUGUUCGGACUCCUGCGCCGCCCUCAUGAACCUCAUUCAGUAUGUGGCCAGCUACGGAGACUUACUGCCCCCUGCAGAACCAGAAGCCAAGCAGAGCAGCACAACACAAAGAGCCAAGGUGGAGCGUACCAGCCGGCCCACAUCUCAGACACUGUUGCUUGCGGAGACAGAGCAGCAGAUGUUGCAGGACCUGAUGAGUGAAGCUAUGGAGGAGACCGACGGGCAGCAGGCACCAGGGCUGCAGCAGAAUGGUGCAUGUGAGGAGCCAAAUCAAGACCACGACCCGCCUCGCUCAGACCUAUUCUUGUUCCCGGAUGAGAGUGGGAAUUGUAUCCAAGAUUCAAGCCCCACUUACCCCAUGCUUCACUCACCUCUCAUCACUCCUGUCCCUAACUUGGCCCAAGAGACGGACGACUUUUGUAUCCUGGAGACACCCGGGUCCAGAGGACAGGAUCUUGACCAGGAGCCGGUGGUGAAACUUCUUACCUCAGAUCCUGUGGAAAUCAAAGAUGAUUACUUCAGUCAGCCUCUAGACGGGAGCGAUUCCAGCCGCGGGGCCAUGAACUUUCCCACCCCCGAGGUGCGCUACCUCAUCAAAGAGAUAUCUGUCAUCUGGCACCUGUAUGGCGGGAAAGACUUUGGAGGUGCAACGUUCACACCCUCUCCUGCAAGAAGCCGGGGGACUACACCCCAUUGCUCCCCCUCUCAAACUCCAGUCAGACAGGCCAAGGCUUCAGGACGGGCCGGAGGCGGAAGAGGAAGGAACGCCGACGUCCUGAUGGAGAUACAACUCAGCAAAGUGAGAUUUCAGCAUGAGGUGUACCCACAGGCCCAGGUGGCUUCUGGGCCAGGGAUGGAUCAGCCAGUCUCUCGGCAGGUGUUUGUCGUGCAGGACUUGGAGAUUCGAGACAGACUGGCUACCUCACAGAUGAACAAGUUCCUCUAUUUGUAUUCCAGCAAAGAAAUGCCUCGAAAAGCCCACUCUAACAUGUUGACAGUGAAGGCGUUGCACAUGUGUCCGGAGUCAGGCCAGGCUCCACAGGAGUGCUGUUUGCGUGUUUCACUGAUGCCUCUUCGCCUCAAUAUUGAUCAGGACGCACUAUUCUUCCUGAAGGACUUCUUCACCAGUCUUGCUACUGAAGUAGAGUUUUUCUCCCCGCCUGCUCAAGAAGCUGUGUGUGUGACCACAAAGAAAGCGUCUGCCCCAGAGAUCUCCUGCAGCUUCUCCAAGCAGGCGGGCAGCAGCCAGGACCCGGCCCCCAUCAUCUCAGUGCCUGCUCAGAGACGCAUGAGCCACAACGGUUACUCCACAUGUGGCAGGGAGGAAGUGACUGACGACGAAGCCUCCACUCCUUCCUUCACAGACCAACCAAUCUUCUUUAGGGAGUUUCGAUUUACCUCUGAGGUUCCCAUUCGCUUGGAUUACCAUGGGAAACAUGUAGCAAUGGAGCAGGGAACAUUUGCAGGGAUCAUUAUCGGGUUGACGCAGCUUAAUUGUUCAGAGCUGAAACUGCGGCGCUUGUGUUAUAGACAAGGAUUAUUAGGUGUGGAUAAGCUGUUUUCCUAUGCAAUAAACGAGUGGCUUAAUGACAUAAAGAAGAAUCAGCUUCCAGGACUCCUGGGGGGUGUGGGGCCCAUUCACUCUCUGGUCCAGCUCGUUCAGGGAUUCAGGGACUUGGUCUGGCUCCCGAUUGAGCAGUACAGGAAAGACGGUCGGAUAGUCCGUGGGUUCCAGCGCGGCACGGCCUCCUUUGGAACUUCCACUGCUAUGGCCGCUCUGGAGCUCACCAACAGGAUGGUGCGCACAAUCCAGGCCGCAGCAGAGACGGCCUAUGACAUGGUGUCCCCAGUGCCUGAUGAGAGAGACACGAAGAGAAUAAAACGCUUCUCCCAUUACGGACUGGCUCAUCAGCCGGUGGACCUGAGAGAAGGUGUAGCCAAAGCCUAUACUGUCGUAAAAGAGGGCAUCACAGACACAGCCCUGACCAUCUAUGACACAGCCACCCGGGAGCAUGAGCAGCGCGGCAUGACGGGGGCAGUGGGGGGGGUUCUCCGCCAGCUGCCCCCAGCUGUGGUGAAGCCCCUCAUUAUGGCCACUGAAGCCACCUCCAAUGUGUUGGGUGGAAUGAGGAACCAGAUUCACCCUGAUGCACGCCAGGAGGAGUCUCAGAAAUGGAGGCAGGGCGAGGAGUAACACUUAUUGCCAUAUGGUACCUGAAACCAUGACUGUGCAGAAUAAAUGUGUCGGAAACUUUCUUCAGAACGUUGUUUUGAAUAGGAACAUCUCAGAAGUGCUCAUACAGCCCCGGUGUAAAUAAAAUACUGUUCAUCUUGUGGCAUUUUGAGCUACUGUGAUUCAGCUUGUGUCAGCUUACCAGUUCCCUCACAGUGCCUUCAUGGUUAUCAGCAUCGUCUAACUGUAAGUUUAAUCAAAGGGAUGGAUGAAGAUUGAUGGAUUUGUAAGCCACACAUCGUCUUUAUGUGGAAAAUGUUCUGCUGGGGGAUAGAUAGAUAGAUGAGGUGCAACAUCGGCUUCAUUCUCAAGCAGCUUUGUUUACAAAUUGUGUGUGGGGGUUGGUGUCAACAAACAUAAAUAUAGGUGUAAUGACCCUUAAUUAAUUUAACUUUGUUAUUUACUGUAAAUAUCCCCCUAAUGUGUAACAUUUCAUGCAAACUGAAUGUGUUACAGCUGUGUAAAGUUCUGUUGUCAGCACUUUUAUGUGACUACGGUUAACUCGCUUAUAUUAAUGACAGGUGGGAGGAGUACCCUAACUUGUUAUAAAGUUUCACAAUUUUCUUUUGAGCUGUGAUCAAAGUUGUGGGAUUUUCACAAUAAGCUGCUGUUAUAAAAAGCUGCUUUAAAAUUUAAAAAUAGUUUCUAAUGUUGUGUGUGCCAUUCUGACACUCACAUUUUCAAAUGAUUCAAAACCAUGAAGCAAAGUCUUAAUAUCCUGCACAAUUGUUUUUUUGUGUAUAUUUGACUGAUGAUACUAGUUGUGAAAUGUUGUGUUGCAGGCUUUUGAUUUGCCUAUUUUCUUGUUUAUGUGGACAGGAUAAUAUUUCAUGUACAUAAGUGUACAGUUGAAUUUGUAUUAAAAGCAUGAAAGUGAAAUAAAAACGGUUAGAUUAAGAA
Trematomus bernacchii (emerald rockcod) is the source of this 7481-nucleotide messenger RNA. Its product is annotated as autophagy-related protein 2 homolog B-like. Gene Ontology annotation, molecular function: phosphatidylinositol-3-phosphate binding. Gene Ontology annotation, biological process: autophagosome assembly; piecemeal microautophagy of the nucleus; reticulophagy. The record is from RefSeq and is a predicted model, not a curated record. NCBI's taxonomy places the organism in Eukaryota, Metazoa, Chordata, Actinopteri, Perciformes, Nototheniidae. The transcript has 43 exons. Gene Ontology annotation, cellular component: phagophore assembly site; extrinsic component of membrane. The coding region runs from base 321 to 6542 and encodes 2073 amino acids.